UGCAAGUCUGGCAACGCUCAGUGACUAAACAAAACCAAGGCAGACCAGACACGUCAGAAUACAUUUAAUUUUUACAGAAUUUAUUUACACAACUGGCUUAUUGUCAUUAUAAAUCAAUUUAAAGUGAGCAUUCGUUACACGUACAGCAAUGAAGUUUAGGUUGGCGAAUGUCGUGCUGGCGUUUGCCUUGGUUGUGGAACUGGUUGUAGCUUUGCCUGUGACGCACAACAAAAAGGAGGAAAAGGACAAGGAGCAAAGCAGCACUCCUGCUCCGGCGGAUGUGGAGACAGCUUUGGAGUAUGAGCGCUACUUGCGAGAGGUUGUUGAGGCGCUUGAAACCGAUCCCGAGUUUCGCAAGAAGCUCGACAAAGCCCCCGAGGCAGACAUACGUAGUGGAAAAAUCGCCCAAGAGCUGGACUAUGUGAAUCAUCAUGUGCGCACGAAACUGGACGAGAUAAAGCGACGCGAAUUGGAGCGAUUGCGCGAAUUGGCCAAUAAGGCCUUCGACCUGAGCAAUAACAUUGAUCGCGACCAUUUGAAAGUACCACAACAUUUGGACCAUGGCAAUGAGCACACUUUCGAAAUUGAAGAUUUGCGCAAGCUUAUUCAAAAAACGUCCGAUGAUCUGGCUGAAGCAGAUCGCAAGAGACGUGGCGAAUUCAAAGAGUACGAAAUGCAAAAGGAAUUUGAGCGCGAGGCUCAAAAGAAGGAAAUGGAUGAAGAGUCGCGCAAGAGAUUCGAGGCCGAGCUGAAGGAGAAGGAGGAAAAGCAUAAGAAGCAUGAGAAAGUCCAUCAUCCGGGUAAUAAGGCGCAGCUAGAGGAGGUCUGGGAGAAACAGGAUCACAUGGAAAAGGACGAUUUCAAUCCGAAAACUUUCUUCUCCAUUCAUGACGUGGACAGCAACGGUUACUGGGAUGAGGCUGAAGUCAAGGCACUGUUUGUCAAGGAACUGGACAAGGUCUACCAAAGCAAUCUGCCCGAGGAUGAUAUGCGCGAACGUGCCGAAGAAAUGGAACGUAUGCGUGAGCAUUAUUUCCAGGAAACCGACACCAAUCACGAUGGCCUCAUCAGUAUAGAAGAGUUCUUGCAGCAAACAGCCAAGGAGGAGUUCCAAAAGGAUCCCGAAUGGGAAACUAUCGAUCAACAACAGCAAUACACGCAUGAGGAAUAUCUCGAGUUUGAGCGACGUCGGCAAGAGGAAGUGCAGCGCAUGAUUGCUCAGGGACAACUGCCUCCACAUCCCAAUAUGCCUCAAGGCUACUACGCAGCACCACCACCAGGUGGCGUGGCAUACCAGCAACCACCACCCCCAGGUGCACAGCUGCACUACCAGCAGCCGGAUCAAUUGCACAUGCAGCAACAGCAACAGUAUGCUCAUCAGCAGCAGCAAUACGCACAACAUCAGCAACAAUAUGCUCAACAACAAUAUCAACAGCAGCAAUAUGGACAGCCCCAACACGUGCAAUUGAAUCCUAAUCAGGUUUAUCAGCAUGCCGGACAGAUACCCGCACAACAACAACAACAGCCUGUCUAUCAGCAACCCAUUCAACAACAGCAACCUGUGCAGCAACAACAACAACCUGUGCAGCAACAACAACAACCUGUGCAGCAACAACAACAACCUGUGCAGCAGCAACAACAACAGCCUGUGCAGCAACAACAACAACAACCUGUGCAGCAGCAACAACCUGUGCAGCAGCAACAACCUGUGCAGCAGCAACAACCUGUGCAACAACAACCACAGGUCAACAACCAAUCUCCACCACCUGCACAAAACCAACAGCUGCCCGUACAACAACAACAACAGCAACAACAACAACCUGUGGCGCCACAGCAAGCUCAACAACAACAACAGCAGAAACACUAAACGGAACAUUCCUUCACUGUCGCAUUUUGUGCUAACAUAACUAACUAUCUAAAUUCUCGUCGACUGAAAUA
This is a messenger RNA of Drosophila innubila, 1938 nucleotides long. It is a transcript of the gene NUCB1, whose product is annotated as nucleobindin-2. The record is from RefSeq and is a predicted model, not a curated record. The transcript is spliced from 3 exons. NCBI's taxonomy places the organism in Eukaryota, Metazoa, Arthropoda, Insecta, Diptera, Drosophilidae. The coding region runs from base 149 to 1867 and encodes 572 amino acids. Gene Ontology annotation, cellular component: endoplasmic reticulum-Golgi intermediate compartment; extracellular exosome. Gene Ontology annotation, molecular function: calcium ion binding.